AUGCCUCGGUCUGCGGGUGGGCGCUACCUGCCGCUGGCUAUCGGUCCACCACCGGCAGCUGCAGCAGCAGCAGCAGCAGCAGCAGACCCGCUUAGCUGCGGGGGUCCAUUAACGGGGUCUAGGCGGCUGCAGAAGGCAUUUACUUUGGAGUGUACAGGCAGCUUAGGCGGCCCUGUUAGGUGUUGCUGCUUCCUGCAACAGAAGCAACGCAGCAGCAGCAGCAGCAGCAACAAUGAUGCAGCAGCAGGAGAGUCGGAAGAGGAGCAGGAGGGUGAGGAGGAGAGUUUGGAGGCUGUGCUGCAGCGUGGCAGCAAACGGAAGCAGCAGCAGCUUCUGCUGCAGCAACAGCAACAGCAGCAGCAGCAGCAGCUGAGCAGCAGCUGUUUACUUGCCGAGGGAACGCGAGUGUUUAAAGCAGAUUUUAAUGACACUUCGCAAACCCCAAAAUUUCACUCAGCAAAAUAUCCUGUAACUGCUAUAGCUGCAAGAGAGGACGGUUUGCUGGCGGCAGUUGGCGAUGAAGGGGGGUUAUGUAGUGUGCUGUCUGUACACUCCAACCAAACCCUCCGGAGGUUUACAAACCCUCGAGAUGCAGUUGUUAGAGCCAUCAAGUUUUGUAAACCCCGCAACUCUCUCAUUACUUCUGGAGACGACACCAUAGUACGGGAGUGGUGCUUAGAGACGGGAACAUCAACAAUGGAGUUAAAGGGUCAUGCAGACAGCGUGAAGUGUCUAGACACCUCAACUAUAUUUAAUUAUUUAAUUUUAUCUGGUUCCUAUGAUGCAACAGCUAAAGUGUGGGACACACGGAGCAAGAAAUGUUGCCUCUCCCUGGCCCAAGGUGACCCAACAGAAUCCGUUCGGCUUAUUGAGGCUUCAUCAACCCUGCAGGUGUUGACUGCUGCAGGCAGCCAGGUUCGUCUAUGGGACCUCCGGCAGUCGUCGGCACCCCUUUGGAGUCUCAGCAGCUUCGCCAAGACCGUUUUUGCGGUGCAGCCGUUUCCUGCUGCUGGUGCUGCUGUUGCAGCUGCUAGUAUUGCAGCACCAGGAGCACCAGCAAUAGCAGCAGCAACACCAGCAACACAGGACGGCCCCAAGAUGCUGCUCGCUGCCGCAUCUUUAGACAACGUCGUCCGCAUCUUCUCCCUCGAGACACUACAGCUGCUGCAGUCCUUCGGCGUGCGCAGUGACAUUUUGUGCCUCGAUGCUGUUAGCGGCAUGGGCAGCAGCAGCAGCAGCAACAACAGGAAGUUCAGAAGCAUGAAGAGCCGCAUCCUCGUGGGUUUGUCUGACGGUGGUUGGCAGAUGCGGCAAAUUGGGGGUGUUGCUGCAUCAAGCACAGAGUUGCUGCUGCUGCAGCAGCAGCAACAGCAGCAGCAGCAGCAACAGCAACGCAAACGUCUGCUGCACCUCAAACCAACAGACGGCGGGUACUUCAAAAGAGGGAGAAAUGCACCACCCGGAAGCAACGACGAAGUCGUAUCGACUUUGCAAACUCGCCGCUUGUCUCGGUUGGAUGUUCUGCUGAAGAGUUUUCAGUAUACGGCAGCAAUGGAUGUUGCGCUCACUACAUCGGCGGAGCACGUAUUGGCUGUGGCAGAUGAAUUGCUGCAGCGUGGUGCAUUAGAGAACGCGUUGUCUCGUUUAUCUGUUUCUUCUUUGUGUUUUCUUUUUAAAGUAUUAGCAGAGAAUAUUGCAUUUAAAGGAGAAGAAAGAACUUUUAUUUCUUUGCAACUCCUCUCUGCUCUAUUAAAUCAAAAACAACUACAAAUCUGUACAGACACCGCAAAUGCAGAUACAUUCAAACCCCUCAUCGCUAAAAUCUGCCAACGCGUGGCCUUUGAGUUGGAGCAGAUCCGACGACUCGGGAGGACUGAAGCGAUGGUUAAUGCGCUUCUGGCCCUCUAG
Eimeria maxima is the source of this 1908-nucleotide messenger RNA. Its product is annotated as WD domain, G-beta repeat-containing protein, putative. The record is from RefSeq and is a predicted model, not a curated record. Gene Ontology annotation, cellular component: nucleolus. NCBI's taxonomy places the organism in Eukaryota, Apicomplexa, Conoidasida, Eucoccidiorida, Eimeriidae. The transcript is spliced from 9 exons. Bases 1 to 1908 code for a protein of 635 amino acids. Gene Ontology annotation, molecular function: protein binding. Gene Ontology annotation, biological process: rRNA processing; positive regulation of transcription by RNA polymerase I.